Callorhinus ursinus (northern fur seal) is the source of this 3699-nucleotide messenger RNA. It is a transcript of the gene GPR173, whose product is annotated as G protein-coupled receptor 173. NCBI's taxonomy places the organism in Eukaryota, Metazoa, Chordata, Mammalia, Carnivora, Otariidae. Gene Ontology annotation, biological process: G protein-coupled receptor signaling pathway. The record is from RefSeq and is a predicted model, not a curated record. Gene Ontology annotation, molecular function: gonadotropin-releasing hormone receptor activity. Gene Ontology annotation, cellular component: plasma membrane.
GCCAGCCUCUCUCUCCACCCCACCCCCUCUUUCUGGCGUCCAUCCCCUCCCCAACACCACCUCUGCUGCUGCCUCUGGCUGUGGACCUGCACCUCUUCCCCAUCCCCUCCAGGCCUGGGGAGCGGGGUGAGCCUGGAUGAGAGCCCCCCAACCUGGGGCUCUCCCAGGCCAUGGCCAGAGUGCUCCCAGAGAGGAGCCCUGGCCCCUGAGCAUCUGCUAGAGGCUUGGCAGAGGCCCCGCGGGGACCGUGUCUUCUGAGGACAAAAGGCGGCGGCCAGCAGGCAGACGGGGCGGGGGGAGGGGGGACCGGCAGCCAGGCGGGCAGACGGAUAGCAGGGGCCAGAGCUGGCCCCCCUCCCAGCUUGGCGGUGGCAUGAAGAUGGGGGUGGGAGUGUGUAGUGGGAAAAGCACCUGCCUGGACCCUCACCUGCCACCUAGCUGGGCACCCCAAGGCUGUGUGCUGCCCACUUGGUGUUCCCCAACGCCCCCAGCCCUGCCCGGUGCACCCCUCCGGUCCUUGCUUCCCCUGAUGUCUGCGUUUUAGACCAGCCCGACUGCUGUAUCCACGGCAACAGAAGCAGGAGUGUCACUGGCCGCCAGAUCACUGAGGGUCCCACAAUGUGGCCUGGGCUGUGAUUUAUCCUGGGUGAAACAGCUUGAGCCCCCUCCCCGGAUUCCAAGACAGCCCUGCUAAGAGAGCCCAGAGCCUCUCUUGGUCUGGCUCCCUGCUAUGGCAGGUGCCCACCAGCCAAACAGCUCUGCUAAUGUUUCCACCUGUGCCUGAAGGAGUCGGCUGGUGCAGCCCAACAGGACAACUGAUGGAGUCCCCCAGGGCCCAUCGAAUACCGGACUGGCUAAUCCCAUAGGGCUGGGAGCAGCCCCCGCCCCUCAGUAUGGCCAACACUACCGGAGAGCCCGAAGAGGUGAGCGGCGCACUGUCCCCGCCAUCGGCAUCAGCUUACGUGAAGCUGGUACUGCUGGGACUGAUCAUGUGCGUAAGCCUAGCGGGCAACGCCAUCUUGUCCCUGCUGGUGCUCAAGGAGCGUGCCCUGCACAAGGCUCCUUAUUACUUUUUGCUGGACCUGUGCCUGGCCGACGGCAUACGCUCUGCCGUCUGCUUCCCCUUUGUGCUGGCUUCUGUGCGCCAUGGCUCCUCAUGGACCUUCAGUGCGCUCAGCUGCAAGAUUGUGGCCUUUAUGGCCGUGCUCUUUUGCUUCCAUGCGGCCUUCAUGCUGUUCUGCAUCAGCGUCACCCGCUACAUGGCCAUCGCCCACCACCGCUUCUAUGCCAAGCGCAUGACACUCUGGACAUGUGCAGCUGUCAUCUGCAUGGCCUGGACCCUGUCUGUGGCCAUGGCCUUCCCACCUGUCUUUGAUGUGGGCACCUACAAGUUUAUCCGCGAGGAGGACCAGUGCAUCUUUGAGCAUCGCUACUUCAAGGCCAAUGACACGCUGGGCUUCAUGCUUAUGUUGGCUGUGCUCAUGGCAGCUACACACGCUGUCUAUGGCAAGCUGCUCCUCUUCGAGUAUCGUCACCGCAAGAUGAAGCCAGUGCAGAUGGUGCCUGCCAUCAGCCAGAACUGGACAUUCCAUGGCCCUGGGGCCACCGGCCAGGCUGCUGCCAACUGGAUCGCUGGCUUUGGCCGUGGGCCCAUGCCACCAACACUGCUGGGUAUCAGGCAGAAUGGGCACGCAGCCAGCCGGCGGCUGCUGGGCAUGGACGAGGUCAAGGGUGAAAAGCAGCUGGGCCGUAUGUUCUACGCGAUCACACUGCUCUUCUUGCUCCUCUGGUCACCCUACAUCGUGGCCUGCUACUGGCGAGUGUUUGUGAAAGCCUGUGCUGUGCCCCACCGUUACCUGGCCACCGCUGUUUGGAUGAGCUUCGCCCAGGCUGCUGUCAACCCGAUCGUCUGCUUCCUGCUCAACAAGGACCUCAAGAAGUGCCUGAGGACUCACGCCCCCUGCUGGGGCACAGGAGGUGCCCCGGCUCCCAGAGAACCCUACUGUGUCAUGUGAAGCAAGCUGGUAGGCAGACAGGCAGGGAGAAGGUCAUGGCUACCAUGAUGGGGCCAGCUGUAAGGGAAGGGUGGGCCCCAUACAGGAGCCUUUCUUUCUGAGCUCCAGCCCUAGCCCCUUGAACCACCCGGAAUCAAGGCACCUUUGCCAACACCUCCCCAGGGUUGGAGACUGGGGUGGGGGACUGGGAAAGAGGCAUUUCUAAUUCUGUGGGGCCUGUCUCCGCUGCCUCCUUCUCCACUUCUACAAUCUCUCUCCUUUCCUCUCUCUCUCUUUCUUUCUCUCUCUUUCAUCCUCUCUCUCUCUCUCAGAAGUGACAAUUCAGAAAAAGAAACUAAGACUGAAAAUGCAGGUUUUUCUACUAGCAGCUGAGGAGACAGGCUUUCUUGCUUUAAUGUCUCUCCUUCUGACAUAGUCCAGAAGUGGGAAAUUUGUCCUGUAAAAUAGACUUCCAGAGCUCUUAUUGCCCCCUCUGCUCCCAUGCACCCUCGCCUUCCGAGUUCUUUAGCAAGGGCUGGGUGUUUAGGGAGAAAUUCAUCUGCUGACAACUGGGACCAAAGGGGGUGCUGGGUCCCCAGGGAGCAGAGACGUUUAAUUGCUAUGUUGUGUGCAAUGUUGUUUUAAGCUAACCCUGGUCCCAAGCCUGGUUUCCUCUCCCUCCCCACCAUAUCCAGACCUCCCAAGUGUUUCUUGAGCAUCUGUUCAAGAAGCCAGGAGGGGAGGGAGAAGGACCCCUGGGAUGGGCCCAGGCUAGGUGAAGAACGGGAUGUGAGCUGCACGCCUCAAGCUGAAGAGACCCGAGCUUAGCUGCAUUCUUUCGAGCUGCCCCCUGGAUCCCCAGCCCCCAACUCUUCUUCCUGAGGAUGGAAAUCCACUCCAGCCCCACUAGGGCUGAUGUGGGUGCCAUACAGGCAGGAGCAUUCCCCCAGGGAAGUGUAGGGAGAGAGCCAAACUCCCCAGAGUAACUGGAUCCCAGCACCUGGGGUCAGAGCAGAACUCAACCCCAGAAUUGUCUCCUGGGUUCACACUAUUCUCCUGAGGAUGAAAAGUUGGGGGGUGGCCUUGGUAUAACACAUAGUGGUUUAAGCUCCAAGGCACUGUGGACUUGAGUCCAUUCCUAUCUGACCUCUUUUUGUCCCCUUCAAGCCUCAGGGGCCUCAAGCCCCUCUUAGUAGCCCUUGGCCUUCUGGGCCCUCAGCCCCCAACUUCCUUCCCCUGAACAGCCCUUCUCCCCCUUCCUCCCUCCACCCAAAGUGGAGCAGACUGCAGCCAGAUUCUCCAGGUGGGAGAGCGCAAGCCUCCCUCCCAGGGCAGAGUCCACUCUGGGCUCACAUCACUGCCAGUUCUUAUGGACUGGUGAGCCAAGCUGGCAUUCCUUUGCCUGGCCUUGCCCGGAUUCUUUGUUCCCCUCUUGUUUCCUGAGGGAGGGGGAGAUCUGUAUUUAUCUACCCCCUUCCCCUUCCUGAUAGAAGCCGUUGUCCUAAGCUCCCUCCCUACCCCCACGACAGCCCCGGAACUGGGGAAGCCUUGACCCAAGAGGAAUGGGGAGGGCACUCUAGGCAGGAGAGACAUGAAUGAGCCUGGCUGUGGAGUGGUCCUGGAAAGGCAGGCCAGAGUGGCUGAGAGGCUGGGGUGGAGGGUACCUGUUCUCUCAGUAAUAGUGAUGGGGGUGCCUUUCCCAGGG